Molecule: messenger RNA, 1908 nt
Organism: Enterobius vermicularis (human pinworm)
Lineage: Eukaryota; Metazoa; Nematoda; Chromadorea; Rhabditida; Oxyuridae
Source: the annotation of a GenBank genome assembly
UUUAAGUACUUUCAGCCCGCCGAUACAGCGGUCAUUGAUUCGACUUUUUGAGGAAGAUACCUAUAAUCUGCGCAAUUGGGGGCAUGAGGUAAGUGCUGCCAUUGAUCAGUGGUGCUUCGCUCAGAAACUGGCACUAGAAGCAACCUCGAAGUUGGCUGCAACCGUCAUGUCAUACAGUGAUCAGAAGUUUCCUCUGGACGAAACCGCGUAUGAUAUACCCACAAUCACUAACCGUGUAGCUCAAACGUUCACUGAAAUCAACGGUUGGAUGGAGAUAUUUUUGCAGCAGAUAGAAUGUUGCGUGCAAUAUCCAAUUCGAAAAAUAAAUGCCGAACUUGACGAGUUGGUGGAGCAUUUGAGGCCUAACGUUGCGGACGCUUUUAGCAACCUUGCUGAAGCUGAAGAUAAAUUUUUGAGAAUGGGUAAGAAAGACGCACCACGUAAGCUGGAAGAGGCUAAUAAUGACGUUUUCAUAUCAAAAAUGAGCUACCACAAGCUUGCCUUACAAUACUGUUCGCGGAUGAAUGCUUUACAAACUAACCGGUACAUGCAAUUUAUCGAACCGAUGUUGGCGUUACUAUAUGCUUUUAAGUCCCUCUUUAAUGUCGGUCAUGACGCGUUUCGAAAUGAACACCUAACAAGCUUUUUGACUCAAGCCCAACAACAGAUGCAAGACAUUGAUAAAAAUAGCGAGGCUGACAGAAAGAAAAGUACGGAACUGUUAACAAAACUCUCGGAGCUUUCUAAAUCGGAACAUGAACUGUAUUAUGGAGAAAAUACUUCAUCAGACCAAUGUAAAAUUGCUGAUGGCGUUCAGAAGCAUGGAUACCUUCGCAUUAAGUUAAAAAGUGGUUUGUUUCUGAGUAACUGGGAGAAAUAUUUUGUUUUCACACAGGGUGCAAGUUUGAUGUGGCAGAAACCAGACCAGUUAGUGGGCACCCUUAUGCUUGAUUUUUCUACUACUCCUGGCUGCUCAGCUGAAGUUGCCGGGGAUCAAACGGAACGGCGGUUCGUUUUUGCCGUAAAUGUGCCUGCAACUGGAGAAGGUCGUGGUGAAGGCGAUAGAAAAUGGUUUUUGCAGGCAAGAAACACAGCUGAUAUGCAUCAGUGGGUCGAAGUUAUCAACAACCUGGCUGGUUCACAACAUAAAACGCAAUUACCAGCUGAGGUAGCCGAAGAUGUUCAGCAACGCAUAAGUACAGAAAAAAAAAGCUUUGAAUCGGAAACCCAUUCAAUCAACAUAGCUGCGCUCACACCGUCAAACACACCUGUAUAUGAGCUCUCAAAGCUUGCUCUAAUGAGACAGCCUAUUGAAUUCGACUUGCUAUCAUUGUGCGCCAGUCCCGUUACUGAUUUUAAGGUCGCUGAUUUGGCGCAAGAUGCGUGUAAUUUUGAUGUACGUUUUCUCGGGUGCAUCGAGAUUCUGAGUGAUCAGGGAGGAGAUGCAGCGAUACAGCCUGCGAUUGAAAGGGUUUUGGAUGCACGAACAGCUCAUUCAAUAUCCGACAGUACUGCUUGUACGAUGGUGAUCAGUCGUCGUUUGAUGUGCGUUGCGCUCCUAAACCACGAAAAUAAUGAUGAUAUUAAAGCUUACUUUGCCUUGUCGGAUGUUGUUUGCUGGACAACUCAUUCGAAUGAACGGAUUUUCGCCUUAGUUACAAAGUGUGCUGCUGACAAAGGUCCUUUAAACAGACCGUCAUUCAAAUGUAGCGUGCUUUCAACAGACGAUACUGCUGACGCUUCAGAUGUUUGUAAAGUGUUAGAAAGUGUAACAAGAGAAUCCUUAAACAGCAUGUUACUAAAAAAAUCUACUAUCGACGAUGAGAGUGAAGACUUGUCGGUUAAAAAAACUGCAGGAUCUGAUACAGGCGGUGAAAAAAGUGAAAAUGAUUCCAAAGGAAGUUGAUA